AUGUCUCCUCCACCUUCGCAGCACCGUGUCUCUCAGAGCACCGCAGACAUCGAGCCUCACAUGAAGACAGACCACCACGUCCACAAGGUAGACUUGGGCCAUGCUACCAGCGGUGUUACCCUCUCCCCUGAGCUCUUCGAAAAGCUUUACCUCCAGCCAAAGAUGACUCAAUACGCCCGCUUUGCCAACCCAACGCCUAUGGGUCUCGUCGGUUUCGUGAUCAGCACUUUCACCUUCUCGAUGGUCUUGAUGGGCUGGGGAGGCGCCAGCGGAUUCCCAGCGGUUGUUGGAAUUUUCUUCUUCGUCGGGCCUCUCAUGUUGACUUUGGCUGCUAUCUUCAACUGGAUCAUGGGCAACUUCUAUCCAAUGAUGGCCACUUCGUUGUUCGCUGUCUUCUGGCUCUCGUUCGGCAUGCUGCAGCUUCCAAGCCUUGGGCUCGCUGCGUACUACUCUCCGGACGGCACGAAUGCGACCGAGGGAGCUAGUAGCGCAGGCUACAACACUGUCAUUGGGCUUUACCUGGUCGUGUGAGUCGCUCAUACGCGGACGAUCUAAUAAAAGGCCGCUGACAAUGACAACUAGUUGGGGUUUCGCUUUCCUGACCUACCUCAUCUUCGCAAUGAAGACCAAUGUCGUCUUUGCUGCAAUCUUCUUCUACGCCGCUGUCGCCGUUUGGGUUCUCGCUGGUGCUUAUUUCAAGACCGCAACAGGCGACUACACCACUGCUGGACACUGUCAGACUGUAAGCAUCACAUUCUUGAAUAAGUCCAAACAACUUAUCAAUCAUGCUAAUCUAUUGUUCUGUACAGGCCGCCGGCGCUCUUCUCUUCGUCGUCUCCGUUCUCGGGUGGUGGAUCGUCGUCGCCAUGAUGGCCGCCGAGAUGCGCAUCGGAAUCAACAUCCCUAUCGGCGACCUCAGCCACUUCUGGAAUGACACCAAGUCAGCCGAGAAGGUCAGCGAUGUGGAGAAGCAGGAAUAG
Molecule: messenger RNA, 980 nt
Organism: Lecanosticta acicola
Lineage: Eukaryota; Fungi; Ascomycota; Dothideomycetes; Mycosphaerellales; Mycosphaerellaceae
Source: the annotation of a GenBank genome assembly